Messenger RNA from Dracunculus medinensis (Guinea worm), 459 nucleotides. Lineage: Eukaryota; Metazoa; Nematoda; Chromadorea; Rhabditida; Dracunculidae. The record is from the annotation of a GenBank genome assembly.
AUGUUUGCUAUUCGACGUUCUCUCCCUCUUGCAGUUCGUCUUGCUCGUCCAUCAUUUCGUACCACUACUACAGUUGCCGCAACUUCAGCUGGUGCUCCACCACAGUAUGAUCCGAUUGCGGCUGAAAAGACUGCGAAACCUCUUCAUAGUCAUGGAUUCGGUUUCAAAAUGGAGCGUUAUUUUGCUGCAGCAAUGGUACCACUUUUCCCAGCUGCAUAUUUUAUUCAUGGGCCAACAAUGGAUGCCAUGUUAACUUUUGCUUUAACUCUGCAUAUUCACUGGGGAGUCUAUGGCGUGAUCAGUGAUUAUGGGCGUCCGUUUGUUUUGGGCGAACCGUUAGCAAAAGCGGUACGAAUUGGUGCUUAUUUUAUCACGGCAAUGUUGUUGGCAGGUUUAUUACAUUUCAAUCAGAAUGAUGUCGGAAUAACCAAGGCAUUCGAAAUGGUCUGGUCGCUUUAA